GGGGCCGCGCGCAGCCGCCGCCGCGCGGGGCCGCAGAUGGAGCCUGCCCCCGGCGCCGCAGGAAAUUCUAAGCUGAGACAUGUAGAAAAAGAUGUUUUGAUUCCACAAAUAAUGAGGGAUCGAGCCAAGGAGCUGUGUUCAGAUAAGGUGCAAGCAUUUACUAAAUGCUGUCAAGAAACUGGUCUUCUGAUGGUGGUGAAGUGUCGGCAGGAGAACACAGCACUGAAGGACUGUCUGGUUGGCUACUAUUCUGAUCCAUCAUUCUAUGAAGAAUGCAAAGCAGAAUAUUUGAAGCAAAGAGAAGAAUACAGAGCAACUGGAAUUAAGAAAAAAAGACAGAAGUUUACUCCGAAUGUGUGAUUAAAACUUAAAAUGAACUUUUUUUUAUAUGAAAUUUGGAUUUCACUUGAUUUAAACAGACUUAAAUUGUCUCUACCACUCUAUGUGGAGUUUAACUGAAAUACGCAAAACGAGAUGGAGAAUAAAGUAAUGUCUGAAAUUAAGCUUUCAUUUCAAAACUUUUCAUAAUUAAAGAUCUAGAGCAUGCUGUCACAGUUUGCAAGAGAGGUUGCAAAGGUGUGUACCUCUAUCUGGACUUGGGAUUUUGUUACCAGUGUACAGUUUGGAGUUUACAACUCUAGCAUGUCCAUUUGGAAUUUAAAGCCUAUAUCUAGCUACAUGAGCCAGGCUACAUAAAAAAUUAUGGGUGAAUAAUUUAAGUUGUAUGAACUGGUCACAGAUUUGGUAUACACUUAAGUUGGUCUGUUAGUCAUCACCUGAAGCUGACUGUAUGGAGAUGCACUUAAUAGAAGAGAAGGGUGGCAAAUGCAGAAGAGCUGCUCAGACCAAUGUGAAUUACCCUUUUCAUCAAAGUGUUGUCAGAUGAGAGCCUGGCAGUACUUCUGCCUGCACUGUAACUCCUUUUUAAGUCUGCACUGUGACUCACUUUUAAGCCUAUACUGUCAGAAGAGAUGGAUGCCUUGCACUUGUGCAUAGCCCAGACUGACCAUUUCAACUCUAGGGGAGAAAGUAAUCUCAUCCAGACCUUCCUUGAGAACAGGGAAUAAGCUACCAUGCUUCAGGAGUUUGUGAGUGACCACACUUAGAAAAUUAUCCCAGGCAGAGGUGAGUAAACAACUAAACCAGGCAUAGAAGAUGCAGAUCACCUUGCAGGAACUAAGAAGGUCCUUAAUUUAAAAUCAGCACACAAGCCAUCUUUCGUGUAUUGAUACUUGAAGCUGCUUAAUUACAGUUAAUUAAUUAAAUUAUUUAAAAAUUAAUGGUAAUUGCUUAAAUUGCUUCACUUAGAGAUACUAAUAGAAAGUUUUAGAAACUAUCUUGGAGUUACCCUCCAAGCAUUCUGAAAUAAAACUAAAUUUUUUAAAAGCAAGGAAAGACUGCACUUAAACUUGGUAACUUUAAUGCCCUGAUUAAAGAAUAAAAAAACGUAAUUUUAUGAGUAAGGAGUAGGAUUUUAUACUGUUCUGUUAGAAGAGGCAACAUUUUACUUGUUUAAUACUGUUUCACCACAAACAGUAUUUCUCUAUGCAAGGAAGAAGCUCUGACACACAUAUAUGAAGGACUUAAUGCUCCAGGUUAGUCAUUGCCUUUUAUUCUGUGCCUGUUACUGGAAUAAUCUUUAAUAAUGUUGUUUCAGCAAACUGGGUGGAGGACUGGACUUGUGUAGUGGCAAACUGAAAAGAUGUGUAGCCUUGUUAGGCAAACUUAAGUGGCACUCAGCUCUAAAAGUAAUCACCUUGAAAUGGUGUAUAUGGAACAGUGACCGACACUGUACUUGGCUUCUUAUCUCAGGUGUUUUGGAAAACAAAAAUACUCCUAAUUAGUUGCUUUGUGGUAUGUAUUUUAAAAAGGAAGAAAUUUAAAAUAGAUGGUGACAUGUUUUUAAUGACAA
Messenger RNA from Lonchura striata (white-rumped munia), 1912 nucleotides. It is a transcript of the gene CMC1, whose product is annotated as C-X9-C motif containing 1. Gene Ontology annotation, cellular component: mitochondrion. Lineage: Eukaryota; Metazoa; Chordata; Aves; Passeriformes; Estrildidae. The record is from RefSeq and is a predicted model, not a curated record.